Messenger RNA from Lathyrus sativus (Indian pea), 408 nucleotides. Lineage: Eukaryota; Viridiplantae; Streptophyta; Magnoliopsida; Fabales; Fabaceae. The record is from the annotation of a GenBank genome assembly.
AUGGAGAGAAUGAACAGCGACGGCGGUUCUUCAAUUAGAAGACGUUCAUUGAGCUUGUUAAGUCAUAUAAUCCAUCACACAGAUAAUGAUGUUGAUUGUGAGAGUGUUUCAGAAGCUGGUGACAUAGGUGAUCGAGCUCUUCCGAGCAGACGGUUCAACGAGAGCAACAGUUUCCAUUCAGAAAAUGGAAGUACUGUUAUUACAAACUCAUCUGUUAGACCUUUUCCACAAGAACUCUCAUCCAUCCCACAUCUUUCUACUGAUACAACGGUUGGUUCUCAUGACUCAAAACUUGAACCUCCUAAAGGUUUGCUACUAGACUAUGUUUCAUGUAUGGCUCACUUAGAGUUGUUAAAUAUAUUCAUAUUGAUGAUGGCACUUAUGCUAAUACAGAAAUUGUCACAAUAA